Messenger RNA from Ilex paraguariensis (yerba mate), 1080 nucleotides. Lineage: Eukaryota; Viridiplantae; Streptophyta; Magnoliopsida; Aquifoliales; Aquifoliaceae. The record is from the annotation of a GenBank genome assembly.
AUGAGACCUAUUCAACCACCAUCAACACUAGCAGCCGCCGCCACCAUCACCAACCGCAACCGUCCACGGAGGCGUCCAGACCUGACCCUACCCCUGCCGCAACGCGAUCCAUCUUUAGCCGUACCCCUCCCUUUGCCACCCACCUCCGCCCCAGCGUCUUCCUCCUACUCCUCUCAACAACUUGUAUCAUCAGCUCAACCAUUGAACUUCUCAGAACUCGAGCGCAUCAACCGAAUCGGCAGCGGCAGCGGGGGCACCGUAUACAAAGUUCUCCACCGGCCAACGGGUAAACUCUACGCCCUUAAAGUCAUCUACGGGAACCACGAAGACUCCGUCCGGCGCCAGAUCUGCCGUGAAAUCGAGAUCCUACGCGACGUCGACAAUCCAAACGUGGUGAGGUGCCAUGACAUGUUCGAUCACGAUGGCGAGAUUCAAGUCCUCCUGGAACACAUGGAUGGUGGAUCACUGGAAGGAGCCCACAUCCUCCACGAACCCUCUCUCUCAGAUGUCACCCGUCAGAUCCUCUUGGGGCUAUUCUACCUCCACAAGCGAAAAAUUGUCCACAGAGACAUCAAACCCUCGAAUCUCUUAAUCAAUUCAAGAAAACAAGUGAAGAUCGCGGAUUUUGGAGUUUCUAGAAUUCUUGCCCAGACUAUGGAUCCCUGUAAUUCAGCGGUUGGUACGAUUGCGUAUAUGAGUCCUGAAAGGAUCAACACGGAUCUGAAUCAUGGGAUGUAUGAUGGGUAUGCUGGGGAUAUAUGGAGCUUAGGAGUAGGCAUCCUCGAGUUUUAUCUGGGUCGCUUUCCUUUUGCGGUGGGAAGGCAAGGUGAUUGGGCGAGCCUUAUGUGUGCAAUCUGUAUGUCGCAGCCACCGGAAGCACCGGCGACGGCGUCCAGGGAGUUGAGGGAAUUCAUCGCUUGUUGUUUGCAGAGGGAUCCGGCUAGGAGAUGGACGGCCGGCCAGUUGUUACGUCAUCCUUUCAUUGUGCAACACAGCUCUAGCACCACCAACCAUGGCAGUAAUCAGGUUCAUCAACCACGCGAACUUUUACCUCCACGUCCACAUUUUUCUUCUUCUUGA